This is a messenger RNA of Stylonychia lemnae, 2763 nucleotides long. The record is from the annotation of a GenBank genome assembly. NCBI's taxonomy places the organism in Eukaryota, Ciliophora, Spirotrichea, Sporadotrichida, Oxytrichidae.
AUGAUAUAGAAUUCUCAGUCUUCUCCUUUAAAAAUUCAUAAUGUUAAGAAUGAGAGACAUCAUUCAUCUUCCCCUUAAAACUAAAACGACAUGUUCUUCUAAUCAGGUAAAUUAUAAAAUCUUUCAUAUUUAGACAUUAUAAGAAAGAGAUUGAAAAUACCUCUGGCAGAAUUGCUUAAUCGGAUGGCAGAGGCCAAGGAAUACUUGCCAAUAAUCAAAGUAAUGCCAAAGAAAGUUUCAGAUGUAGAGCUCUCAAUCUUUGAAUUGAGAGACUUAUUGCGAUCUCAAUAUGUGACUUACACUCAACUUUAAAUAGUCAAUGGAACGUUUAAAUCUGAUAUUGAUUAAUUAAUGGAGAAUACAACUGCUUAGACUAUUCGAAAGGUCAUUUAAAUAAUAGAUGAUAAAGUGCCUUUCGAGUAUUUAGCUGAGCUCAUGAAAAACAAGGCUUCCUUUGAUCAAUUUAAGCAUUAAGAAAAAGAACUUCUUAGAGUUUCAGCAGAUUUGGAGAGAUUGAUGAAUAGAUUUGGAAUGAUUGAAAUGGAUCAUAGGAGAUAAACCAAUGUGUUCGAUGGAGUUUCAAGGGAGGAUGUGGAGAAUAUGAUUAGAUACAAAGUUGAGAAAGCUGAAAAUGAUAGAAGGAUUGCUGAAAUUGAGUUAAGAAUAGGAUCACUUAGGAAAGUAAUGGAUUCAGAGAUUCAAACUAAAAAUGAUAUGUUCAAAAAGAUAGAGAAAUCAAUUCAUGAGAUAGAUGAGCAAAGCUAAUCACAGUUAAAGGAGAAAUUCUAGUAGGGUGAAUUAGAGAGGCAAAUAAAGCAGUUAAUGGAUAAGUAGAGCCUGAAUGAAUACAGACUAAAUGAGGUUGGAAGGAAAUUUAUGGAUUUUUAAGAUGAAAUUCAAUAGUAACUUAGCGAUGUGUAAACAAGCAAGAUUGAUGUAUUAGGAGAAAAUAUGACUUAGAAGUUCAAUGAUUUCGAUGAUAAGCUUAUGAAACUAAAGAAUAUUAUUCAGUAAAACAUGGAAAUGAUGAAUAGCUAAUUACUUAACUCGAUUGACGAGGCUAACUUGAGAAGUAUGCACGAUUACUUAAGCAAAAUGGAGCUAAUGAACAAAAGAAUGAUGGCCAACGAAGUAACGAUGAAAGAAAUGGUCCAGGAAAAUUAGUAAUUAAGGUCAUUUAAGUAGAGACAGCUUGAGGUUCUUGGUGAGUAAGUUUAAAACUGUGAGAAUAUGAUUAACCAGAAAUUUACUUUGAGAUUGUCUCAGCUAGAAAAAGAUUUCGGGAUUUCAAUGACUGUUUUGAAUGAGAGAUUAGUCACUUUAGAAGAUGAGUUUACUUAAAUUAGAGGACCUUUGCUUGAUGAAUUCAAUAGAAUUAGAAAUGAAAGCAGUGGACUCUUGAGAGAAUUAGAGCGCUAGUAAGGGAAUUACAGAGAACUUAUUGCAGAUUAUGUGAAAACUCUCGAUGCUAAACUUUAGUAAUUAGUAAUACACCCAUCCUAAUUUCUUGGGGAUUUAGAAACAUAAGAUGAUUUAGUUAGAAAUUCAACAAAGCUUAAAUUAAAGAAGUAAAAUCAUGAUGGGAUAUUAAGUAAUUAGAAUAUGCUGGCAUCUGUAAUUAAUUAAUAGUUGCUAAAUACCAACUCACUUCUUAGUUUAGGCUCAUCUGAACUCAGCAAUUACUUAAAGUCUAAUAAAUUCUUGUAUUAAUAGCACUUAAAAAAGCAUUUGAGACAAUAAAGCUAGAUACCAAGUGUUCAAAAACUAGAUUAGCAAGUUACAUUUUAAAAUAACAACUCUUAAUAAAAUGUACACUAAAAAUCUAAUAACUUAUCAAGCCCCUAGAGUGAGAGAUCACAGUAAUAAAUAUUGCAAUAAAGGCAAACUCAAGUUUAAGAUAAUGGCUAGAGUCCAUUGAGUCUAUCUUUGAUUAGUAUUAACAAUCAGAUUGUUGAAGACGCUUCUCGUUAUAAGCUUAAGAUCAGAACUUAAAGCGGGGCUAGAUCAGCUACACAUACUAAGCGAAGGAAUAACUCCUCAAUUAUCACUUCUUACUUAUAAAACCAGAAUAAUUCCAACAAUAAUAGCUAGCUUGUUGAUAGUGAGUAUCAAAUGAACAGAGGCAUUCAUACUGGUUAAACAAGUAAAAUAAGUAAUUAGCAACUUCAGAAUGAUUAGAAGGGACCCUUCUUUGAAAAUGAAAAUCAAUUAGCCACUGUGCCUAUUGGAGGAGACUAUUCUACUCUAUUAAAUAAUGUAGCCAAUCUUAAGAGGAAGAAGUAGCAACAGAAGCUCCAACUUAACAAGAGUCUCCAACAAAGAAAAAAAAAUGGAGCAAGGACAACAUUAAAUUCAAGUCUUGAUAUAAAUUCAUACUCACCCAAAAAAAUAGCGGAGUUAAACAAGAGAUCACCUAUAUCUUCUGGAUUGCAAACUCAUGCGCAUACCUAGCCUGAUGAUCGGACAAUGUCAAAUAACCCAGCUGGAUAUGUUUCAUAGCUAAAAGAUUCAAUGAGGAAUAGUUAACUAGAGACACCAAAUAUUCCACCAAAUUUCAUGAAGCUCAAAGAUGCUAUAGUGUCGCUUGAUGAAAAUCAAACAGAUGCUACUUCAUUGAAGCAUCUUGAUGUUAAACACCCUUAAACAGUGACGAGUCAGAUGUAUGAAUUGGAAGAGAAGAAGCAAAAACGAAUGCUUGAGAAGAAUCUCCCCAUCACAUUACAUAGAUUCUCACAUCUAAUGAAGGAUACUAAAACCUAAUGA